This is a messenger RNA of Galendromus occidentalis (western predatory mite), 1377 nucleotides long. RefSeq lists its product as uncharacterized. Bases 1 to 1377 code for a protein of 458 amino acids. NCBI's taxonomy places the organism in Eukaryota, Metazoa, Arthropoda, Arachnida, Mesostigmata, Phytoseiidae. The transcript has a single exon. The record is from RefSeq and is a predicted model, not a curated record.
AUGUUGAGAAGGGUUAUGCGGAAGCAGCGGGGGCAAAGAACGUUCGUUUCAGAUAUCGAGAAAGCGUUUUUGCAGUAUAAGAUUCACCCGGAUCAUCGAACCUUCUUGCGUUUCUUCUGGCCCUUGGGUAUUAGCCGGGAUCGGAACGCACCGAUCAAGGAAUUUUGGAGCACGGUGCUCGAUUUCGGCAUCAUCUCGAGUCCGUUCAUCCAUUGCGCGGGUAUUAAGCUUCACAUCACGCAGCUCAUCAAAGAGCACCCCGAGAGAUCCAGUCUAUUGCAAGAUAUCGACGAAAAUUUCUAUAUGGAUGAUCAGGUGGCCUCCGCGAACUCAGUCGACGAAGGUUUGGAGAUUUUCAAAUUCAUGCUCGACGCUUUCAGCGCAGGGGGAUUUAAGCUCAGGCGGUGGGCGACAAACGAUCCGGCCCUAGCAUCCAGGAUGCGCAGUCUAGAGAAGGACCCGGAUAUUCAGAUACUUAGCGACCAACCUGAUUUCAAGUUUCUCGGAAUCGCAUGGAUCCAGUCCGCGGACUGUUUGCUCAUAAUUAUCCAGGCGGCACAGAGAACAUUACUGUCAAAUUUGCCGUCGAAGCGCACACUGCUCAAGGGCGUAGCACAGAUCUUCGACCCGCUGGGUUUCAUCUCACCUAUCACUAUCAGAGCGAAAAUCCUCCUACAGUCUGUUUGGAAACAGAAAAUCGACUGGGACGAUAGACUGAGCGGAGAAAGUUUGGAGGCAUUCGAGAAUUUCGCUGGCUCGCUAGACGAAGCGCGUGCGGUGUUCGCAAACAGAAACAUAGUGACGGCGCGGGAGAUCGCGAAACGUGAGCUGCACGCGUUCUGCGAUUCUUCCAUGGAGGCUUUCGCAACGGUGGUUUACAUUCGAGAGCUCUUGAGCUCGGGUGGCGCUGUGGUUCAUUUCGUGGCUUCCAGGGCUAGAGUGGCUCCUCUGAAAUCGGAGUUUUCCAUUCAUCGCCUCGAGCUGAUUGGCGCAGUGCUUUCGGCGCGGUUGGUCGACAGAGUCAAAUCGUAUCUCAAUUGCCAUUUCGAUUCAGUACAUUAUUGGUCGGACAAUUCUCCGACCCUUCAUCGGAUCAAGGAUAGCCCUAGUCGCUGGAAGGCGUUCGUUGCCAACCGGAUCAGAGAGAUCCAGUCUCUGUCAGGUCCCUCAGAGUGGGAUUAUGUCGUGUCGGCGGAGAACCCAGCAGAUAUGCUUAGCAGAGGCACGUCCAUGGCGGAUGAGAAGUCCAGAAGCAUGUGGCUUGAAGGACCACCGUGGCUCCUCAAGUCGGGUCGGCCGACAGUGGCUCACGAAUUGAACGAUUUUUUCGAGAGCGAAGACAAAGUCAGGGCAGAGAAAAAAAGUCAAGGUGCCUGA